CUUGCCUGGAAAAGACGUUUCAUAACUUUUGCUGCUUUAAUAAAGUUAAAAGAAUUCUAAAACAUAUUGGAAAAAAUUUCUGUCAGCGUUUUUUUCUAACAUAGGAAUUGACAAAUUUUAAUAGUUUUUAAAAAGUAAAGUGAAACGUGGUAUUUCUCAAGAAGUCUCAGUCACAAACAGUCUACAGACACUUCAUGAUGAAGUACGAGAUAGAAAAGAAAAAAAGUAAAAAAGUACAAUGGCAUCAAUGGAUCGCUGGUAUCGGAGUUAAUCUUCUGCAGUUGCAAAUGGGACUGACAGUGCUUUGGAGUUCACCUUACAUCGCAUAUCUGACUUCAUUUGAAUCUCACAUUCCCAUGACAAUGGACGAGGCUUCCUGGAUAGUUUCUCUAUUAAAUCUAGGCAGGCUAAUUGGCGCAAUUUUUGGUUCUAUUGCUAUCAACUAUCUCGGCAUUAAAACAGCAAUCUUUGUGACAAGUUUACCAAUAACUCUUUGUUGGCUCUUUAUAAUUGUGGCUAAUCAACUGGAAUGGCUGUACGCAGCCAGGUUUCUAGCUGGUAUCAGUAUAGGAAACAUGUACAGCUGUGUCUCUCUUUACAUAGGCGAAAUCGCGGAUCCUACUAUUCGCGGAGCACUAGUUGUCUUAGCUGUAAGUGGAUUAUCAAUAGGCAACCUAAUGAUGAGCAUCAUGGGCACAUAUUUAAGUAUGAAGAUGAGCGCUAUCAUAUGCUUUGUCCUAUGCAUUGUACUGAUAAGCAUUUUUAUUUGGUUGCCGGAAUCACCGCACCAUUUUGUCAAGAUCAAAAAGGAAAAUAAAGCACGAGUUUCGAUACUCUGGUAUCACCGUGAUUGUGACGUAGAGUCGGAAUUGCAAGCACUGAAGAACUUCCACGAAAAGAACAAAAAUUUACCAUUCGCGGACGUUAUAAAAGAAUUCAGAACUCCAUACAUUUGGAAAGCGCAAAUACUCGUGUCCAUGCUCUUUACGUAUCAUCAGAUGUGCGGCAUGAACAUUGUGCUAUUCUACAUGGAAACCAUCCUGCGAAACGCCAAAGUCACCGUCAUAGAGCCGUCGGUGAUCGUAAUCAUCGUCACCGCUAUUGGGAUCAUCGGUUGCAUGCUUUCCAUAUUUUUAAUCGAUAAAUUCGGUAGACGGAUUCUGAUGAUUAUCUCCAGUUUAGCCGUCGCAAUCUCGCUAAUAUGCCUGGGUAUACAAUAUCAGCUUCUCGACGAGGGAUAUGACCCCAUCAGUCUUCAGGCUCUACCAAUUUUCUCGGUAUUGUUCUUUCAGAUAUUUAUAUACAUUGGCAUCGCCUCGAUACCCAAUACGGUAUUGGGUGAAAUCUUUCCGCCGCAUGUUAAAUGCGUAGCUAGCUGUUUCGCAAGCAUCAUCAGCGCGAUAUGCUCCUUCAUCUCCACGUCCGCUUAUCAGCCUUUAAUCAAUCUGAUCACGGAAAAAUAUUUAUUCUUCGUAUACGCUUUGCUAUUAGUAACCGCUGUACCGUUUACCUAUUUCUACAUGCCUGAGACUAGGGGCAAGUCGUUGCAGCAGAUUCAAGAAGAACUGAUCGGAAAAUCUGAAUUGAAAAGUUGA
Molecule: messenger RNA, 1595 nt
Organism: Solenopsis invicta (red fire ant)
Lineage: Eukaryota; Metazoa; Arthropoda; Insecta; Hymenoptera; Formicidae
Product: facilitated trehalose transporter Tret1
Exons: 4
Coding region: 195-1595 (466 amino acids)
Biological process (GO): transmembrane transport
Cellular component (GO): membrane
Molecular function (GO): transmembrane transporter activity
Source: RefSeq, a predicted model, not a curated record